UCAUUGUCGUGCACGUUAGCUCAAUUAUAUGCGAUCUAAUCAUUAAUUGUUCCGUUGAUUCGUGGUCUUCGCAUUGAGCACAGACUAACAGUCGAGGUCGAUUUGUGUCUGGAAGAUGCUAGUUCCACCUAGUUGCUGUAAUCUCGGUGGCAUGUCUGGAUUUAUUUCCAUUGUCGUGACGGUACAACCACGGUCAUAUAAAAGGGAAGAAUCAUGCGAUGAAAGAACAAAACAUGUCAUCAGCCGCUCUCUUUUCUCGUAGCUCUUCCUCCGUCGUCAGACCCUCGACCUCGAGGCUCAUUGCUAAGCCACAUAAUACAGCUAGAUUACUUAACAACUUUGGUCACUCAAGUCAUAUUCCUCCCCAUACUGAAGUCACGCAUCUGCCCUUCGACUACUUGAACAAGCGGGCAUUCACUUACAAGUUUGUUUCAUUUCUGGGCCUUGGAUUCGCUUUACCAUGGGUUGCCAUUGGAUGGAUUUUCGUCCAGGUACCGUCCAGGUGGCUUGAAGAACCCUUAUUGAAGGCCUUAUUCCACGCUACUGGAAUUGAGCAAAUUGCCCCAAUCUACAUACUAAUCACGGUGGCAUCUGUCAUCUCGAUUCUCGACACUACUCCAAAUCUAUCAUGUACGAUACUAAUCAAAAAUCUGUAUACUAUUCCUGGGAACGAGUCCAACUUAAGUUCCGAGUAUUGACGUUCGCUUGAGUGGUGAACGGUGGACAUUAUCAUAGGAAUGGAACUGGAUCAUGAAACCCUUGAUGAAACCACAGCGCAAGGUUAGGCAAGUGUUAGCGGGCCGAAUUCGGUACCGAAUGUCGAUGCAGGCGCCCGAUGAUGGGAUUAGGAAUCUUGCGAGCUCUCGCUCAC
Molecule: messenger RNA, 871 nt
Organism: Lentinula edodes (shiitake mushroom)
Lineage: Eukaryota; Fungi; Basidiomycota; Agaricomycetes; Agaricales; Omphalotaceae
Exons: 5
Coding region: 219-698 (159 amino acids)
Biological process (GO): mitochondrial electron transport, cytochrome c to oxygen
Source: RefSeq, a predicted model, not a curated record